Molecule: messenger RNA, 267 nt
Organism: Paramecium octaurelia
Lineage: Eukaryota; Ciliophora; Oligohymenophorea; Peniculida; Parameciidae
Source: the annotation of a GenBank genome assembly
AUGUCAAUUUUGAGAAAGGAAUAUGGUAUCUUUUGGAGAAUUUAAGAUUUACUAUAGAAUUCAACAAUUUUUAAAAAUAGAAUAUAGGAAAUAUAGUAAUCAGUAUGGUCUUAAAACCAACUUUACAACUAGAAAUAAUUCAAUCAAGUUUAUGAGAGAAUGAAAUAUAUUGCUUUAGAGUAUUUUAAAGUUGUUGCUGAGCUUUUAGGUCAGUUAAAAGAGAAAAUACAGAAAAUACAUUUGAACUAUUUGGCUUAGAUUUCAUGA